AUGCCCAGCCUGUUCUUGUCCUCUCUUCCGGUAGUCUGGCUGCUGCUAAGUCAGCUCACCACAGAAAGCUCUGCCAAAUGGGUGGGCGAUGAAAAGGUGACAUUAUGUGGCACUGAAUUUGAUGCGACCAUGAUGAUCGUGUGCAUGGAAGACAAAGUCUACAAAGAAAAAGAAAAGCAGCAAUCUGGAUCACUAAAAAUGAUGUCAUCCUCUAUCAACAAUGAUGCAGACAUCUUAGAUAUGUCAGAAUACAUGCCUAACUUGUCACAGGAACAGAAGGCCAUACCGUCUGAGGAAGAGCCAUCAUUGAUGAAAGUACUGCGUGCUGAACAAAAGAAACUGACAACUGAGGAAAUCGCCAAAAUAUGUUGUGAAGAAGGUUGUGACAAAGAAACUUUUAUUCAAAGAACUAGCAGGAACUUUGGAGCCUUCAUUAGGGUAGAGACCAGGGGAAUCAAUGAGAAUAAUGCCCUGUCUGAAAUGAAAGCCCUGAAUGCCUGUUACUCUACAUUGUUCUUUCGAGAACAAGGAGGACCUUAG
Molecule: messenger RNA, 540 nt
Organism: Lepus europaeus (European hare)
Lineage: Eukaryota; Metazoa; Chordata; Mammalia; Lagomorpha; Leporidae
Product: early placenta insulin-like peptide
Exons: 3
Coding region: 1-540 (179 amino acids)
Cellular component (GO): extracellular region
Molecular function (GO): hormone activity
Source: RefSeq, a predicted model, not a curated record